Molecule: messenger RNA, 2367 nt
Organism: Hermetia illucens (black soldier fly)
Lineage: Eukaryota; Metazoa; Arthropoda; Insecta; Diptera; Stratiomyidae
Gene: okr
Product: DNA repair and recombination protein RAD54-like
Exons: 9
Coding region: 115-2367 (750 amino acids)
Biological process (GO): reciprocal meiotic recombination; double-strand break repair via synthesis-dependent strand annealing
Cellular component (GO): nucleus
Molecular function (GO): DNA translocase activity; ATP binding; ATP-dependent chromatin remodeler activity
Source: RefSeq, a predicted model, not a curated record
GAGAUGUCACAACAUAACCUGCAACGGCCAUUCUUGUGAAUUUUGUUUGCCACUGUGGAUUGGGGUCGGAUGUUCGCGCGGUUUGUUUACAAAUUUAUGAAAUUUUGAAUAAACAUGCGACGCAGUCAAGCGCCCAGCAUAAGCCACAGCAACAAAUUCAAGACUCCGAUACAGAACAAGAGGCCAAGGCGGGAACAGAAGGAAAAUCUCUCACUUUCGGCGCCAAUUCAAAAGCUCUCCGUGUCAGACUAUGAACAAGCAAUCGCGAAUAUUCUGAGGAAACCUUUUAAAGUUCCGAUCCCAAACUACAUCCCUGAUCAUUGUGGGAACAGAUGUUUAGGAAUUAGAAGGUCCAUCUUCCGACGGCCGCUUCAUGAUCCUUUUGCUUGCAAUGCAUUGGUGCUGAGUGAGCCUCCAAAAUAUACCGAACAUGAUAUUAUGCAUAUGGAUAAGAACAAAAUCUUGGUUCACGUCGUCGUGGAUCCUUUGUUGAGUAAUAUACUCAGAGCUCAUCAACGGGAAGGCGUUAAAUUUAUGUACGAUUGCGUGACGGGGGCGAAAGGCGAUUUCCAAGGGUGCAUUAUGGCUGAUGAAAUGGGAUUAGGAAAAACUCUUCAAUGCGUAACACUUGUUUGGACAUUACUACGCCAAAGUCCAGAAUGUAAACCAACAAUAAGCAAAGCCAUCAUAGUAUGCCCUAGUUCUUUGGUGAAAAAUUGGCAAAAUGAAUUCAACAAAUGGCUUCAUGGCCGUGUGAAUUGCUUAGUGAUAGAGAACAGCAACAAAGAGGAGACAAUACAGAAGCUUAAACAAUAUAUCUUGGAUAAAAGUGUACGUUCUGGUACGCCCAUAUUAGUCACUAGCUAUGAAAGUUUUCGUAUUUACUCGGAAAUUUUGAAUUCUUCGGAAGUAGGAAUUGUGAUUUGUGAUGAGGGCCAUCGUCUAAAAAACAGCGACAAUCAAACAUAUCAAGCUUUAAUGGGUUUACAAACCAAGCGCAGAGUCUUACUCUCUGGAACUCCCAUUCAAAAUGAUUUAACUGAAUAUUAUAGUUUGAUAAAUUUCGUAAAUCCAGAUAUGUUGGGACCACCUGGGGAGUUCCGUCGUCAAUAUGAAAACCCAAUAGCUCGCGGUCAGAACGCGGACUCUUCCGAUAAGGAAAGAGAGAAAGCAGUCGCAUGUAUACAGCAAUUAACUAGCAUCGUUAACAAGUGCUUAAUCCGACGGACAAAUCAAAUUCUUACAAAAUAUCUCCCAGUUAAAUUCGAAAUGAUUAUUUGCGUGAAAAUGACUGAACUGCAAAAGGACAUGUAUAAGAAAAUUGUAAAUUCAGAUUCGAUACAGAGAAAUAUCAGCAAAGGAAGCGAGGACGGAAAGAUGUCUUUAACCGCCCUUGCGGAUAUAUCUACGCUGAAGAAGUUGUGCAAUCAUCCCAGCUUAGUGGAAACUAAAGAAAUAUCCUCAUACGGUCGAAGCGAUUUAAGUCCUGAGCUAAGUGGCAAAGUGAUGCUUCUUGAUUUCAUGCUUGCUGCAAUUAAAGCAAACAGUGACGACAAAGUUGUAUUAGUUUCGAAUUACACACAAACUUUGGAUUACUUUCAGAAACUAUGUGAAAAACGAAAAUACAGUUACGUCCGUUUGGAUGGUACAAUGACGAUAAAAAAGCGAAGUAAAAUAGUCUCGGAAUUUAACGAUCCAAAUUCGAAGCACUUCAUAUUCAUGCUUAGUUCUAAGGCUGGCGGUUGCGGGCUGAAUUUGAUCGGAGCUAAUCGACUUUUUAUGUUCGAUCCCGACUGGAAUCCAGCAAAUGAUGACCAAGCUAUGGCUCGAGUUUGGCGAGAUGGACAGAAGAAACCUUGCUUUAUUUACAGGCUGUUAGCUACUGGAUCGAUUGAAGAGAAAAUUUUCCAACGACAAACUCACAAAAAAUCGCUUUCUAGCAAAAUUGUAGACAAUAACGAGGAUAGUGAGAGGCAUUUCACACGUGAUGACUUGAAGUAUCUGUUUCGAUUGGAGGAGAAUACCAUGUCCGAUACGCACGACAAACUAAAAUGUAAGCGGUGCAUCAAUAAUCUUCAAGUAACUGCGCCCCCACCAACCGCCGAUUGUACAUCAGAUUUAACGCAAUGGUUUCAUUGCACAAAUAACAAAGGCGUUCCUGAUAAUGUUCUAUCACAAGCGUGGAGCGCUAGCAAAUGUGUAUCCUUUCUAUUUCAUCAGAGGUCUCAGGGAGAGGUGGAAAGUAGAAGCGAAAGUGCAGAUAAUGAAGAGAAAGAGGAUAAAGUGUGUUUCAAAGAUGAUGAAGAGGUCAUUGAGGAAUCUGACGUCGAUAGUGACGAUAGUGAUGAAGAUUUUAAAUUGAAAUAA